Messenger RNA from Nyctereutes procyonoides (raccoon dog), 1867 nucleotides. It is a transcript of the gene BPI, whose product is annotated as bactericidal permeability increasing protein. The transcript has 15 exons. Gene Ontology annotation, molecular function: lipopolysaccharide binding. Gene Ontology annotation, biological process: negative regulation of macrophage activation; defense response to Gram-negative bacterium; negative regulation of interleukin-6 production. The record is from RefSeq and is a predicted model, not a curated record. Lineage: Eukaryota; Metazoa; Chordata; Mammalia; Carnivora; Canidae. Bases 65 to 1522 code for a protein of 485 amino acids.
CCUUUAUAGAUCCCUGGCUCUCCUUCGAGGCCUCAAGGCCUUGGCAGCUUUGGAGGACGAAGACAUGGCCAGGCACCCUGACAACGCACUGAGAUGGGCAACCCUGCUGGUGCUGGCCACCCUGGGCACAGCUGCUGUUGUGACCACCACCAACCCUGGAGUCGUGGCCAGGAUCACCCAGAAAGGCCUGGACUACGCCUGCCAGCAAGGCGUGGCUGUGCUACAGAAGGAGCUGGAGAAGAUCAAGAUCCCCACGUUCUCGGGAAGCUUCAAGGUCAAGCAUCUUGGGAAAGGACAUUACAGUUUCUACAGCAUGGUUAUCCGUGGAUUCCAGCUUCCCAGUUCCCAGAUAAAACUAGUGCCCAAUAAGGGCCUUGAUCUCUCCAUCAGAAAUGCCAACAUCAAGAUCAGUGGAAAAUGGAAGGCACGAAAGAAUUUCAUCAAAACCAGCGGCAAAUUUGACCUGAGUGUGGAGAGCAUCUCUAUUUCAGCUGGUCUGAAUAUGAGCUUCGACCCCACCUCAGGCCACCCCACCGUCAUCUGUUCCAGCUGCAACAACUACAUUGACAGUGUCCGCGUGCACGUCUCAGGCGGCCAUCUGGGGUGGCUGAUCCAACUCUUCCACAAAAAAAUAGAGUCUUCCAUCCGAAAGACCAUGAACAACAAGAUCUGCCAGGUGGUGACCAGUUCCGUGUCCUCCAGGCUGCAGUCUUAUUUAAAGACAUUGCCAGUGACAUACAAAAUAGAUCGUAUUGCUGGGAUCAGUUACUCCCUGGUGGCCCCUCCGACAGCUACAGCAGAUAACCUGGAUGGGCAUCUGAAGGGAGAGUUCUUCAGUCUGGCUCACCCCAGAUCCCCUCCCUUCACCCCACCAGCAAUGGCCUUGCCCCCCGAUCACGACCACAUGGUGUACCUGGGCAUCUCCGACUACUUCUUCAACACAGCAGGGCUUGUGUACCAAGAGGCAGGGGCCUUAAACAUGACCAUCACGGAUGACAUGAUACCAAAGAAAUCCAAAUUCCGACUGACAACUGAUUUUUUGGGGACCCUCAUACCCCAGGUGGCCCAGAUGUUCCCCAACAUGACGGUUCAAUUCAAAGUCUGGGCCUCCUCCCCGCCGCACCUCACCAUGCGCCCCGCCGGCUUCAUCUUCACCCCGACCUUGGAGACCCAGGCCUUUGCCGUCCUCCCGAACUCCUCCUUGGCUCCCCUCUUCGUGCUUGGCCUGAGCACGAACCUUUCCAUGGAGGUCAGCGCCAGGCCUGACAGGCUUGUUGGACGGCUCAGUUUGGACAAGCUGCUCCUAGAACUGAAGCACUCGGACAUCGGCUCCUUCUCGGUUGCAGUGCUGCAAGCUAUCAUGAACUAUGUUGUGCCCACUGCUGUGCUUCCCAAGGUUAACGAGCGGCUGCAGGAAGGCUUCCCGCUCCCCAUGCCUGAAAACGUGCAGCUCUUCAACCUGGUGCUUCAGACCCACCAGGACUUCCUGCUGUUUGGUGCAGAUGUUCACUACAGCGGCUGAAGUCCCGAAUUCAGCGUCGGUGCCGGGGGGCUGUCGGCCCGGCCAGGAGGUGCGGGGCUGGUGGCUCUGGCUCCUGACUCACCCAUGGGGCACAGGCUGCCUUUCUCCAACCCUUGAACCAGACACCCUUGCAAAUGUCUGGGAACUCAGAUUUGGAAAUGAUCUAAAUACAGAAACUUUGUUCCUUGACAAAGUGUGGGGUGUGUGUACUUUAGGGAUUCUGAGUUUCCUUCAAGCCCGAAGUCUGCACAGAGAUUUCCUCCAAGAGUGGCUUUCCACUUUUACCUCAAUAUUUCUUUUGUGCUUCGCCACCCACCCACCCCGGCAAAAAAAAAAAAAACAAAA